Molecule: messenger RNA, 468 nt
Organism: Paramecium octaurelia
Lineage: Eukaryota; Ciliophora; Oligohymenophorea; Peniculida; Parameciidae
Source: the annotation of a GenBank genome assembly
AUGAAUUUAAAACCUGAUUUACAAGGAUGGCAAGAAUAUGUUCAAACUCCAUACACUAAUUAAUUAAAACAAUUGAGUGAUUUGCUUAACAAUAGUUAAGAAUAACAACAACCUAAAAUUACUCCAAACCCUUUCAACAUUAAUUUGGCUAAGAAAUGCAUAACUCAACAAUCUCAAUCUCCCAAGUACAGGUAACACUAAAAAUUACCUUUUAAUGAAUAUCGAAAACAAAUGAAUAUCAAUAGAUAGGCCUCACCGUUUUUAAGGCAUAAUCAGUUUAACUUUAGUUAAGAUAGGAAAUAAGAAAUCCAUUCAAAGUUUUAUAGCAAUUAAAAUCAAAAAUAGAGUCUAGUUAUUCAAAGUCCUCAAAGAUCAUAAAGAAAGCAGAUAACAAGAAAAUUACUGAUGAUAUCCAAAGAUUUUAAUAAUUCCUAAAUUUAUCAUAUUAUUAAGUUGAUUAAUAAGUGA